AUGACAAUUCGUACCGAUACAAGAAACAAUAAAUGGUUUUGCGAAGCAAACUCACAAUUCUGGCCAGGUCAAGAAUUUUCUAUUGAAAUCGAAGAAAUUCUUUAUCAACAACGAUCAAAAUAUCAAGAUGUUCUUGUAUUUAAAAGUAAAACGUAUGGAAAUGUGCUUGUAUUGGAUGAUUGCAUUCAAUGUACGGAAAGAGAUGAGUUUGCUUAUCAAGAAAUGGCUGCCUUUCUUCCUUUACUCUCGCAUCCCGAUCCGAAACGAGUACUGAUAAUCGGCGGAGGGGACGGAGGUGUUAUUCGUGAAGUAGUAAAACAUCCACAAGUCGAAGAAGUUAUUCUGUGUGAAAUCGAUGAAGAUGUGAUUGAUGUCAGCAAAAAAUAUCUUCCGAAUAUGGCGCAAGGAUUUGCUAAUUCAAAAGUUACCGUUAUUAUUUGUGAUGGAUGUGAAUAUCUUAAGCAACAUACGAAUGAAUUCGACGUUAUCAUUACAGAUUCAUCAGAUCCAGAUGGUCCAGCUGAAGUUUUAUUUGAAGAACCUUACUAUUUACUAAUGAAAGCAGCACUUAAACAACCAUAUGGUAUAAUCUGUUGUCAAGCGGAAUGUAUUUGGUUAGAUUUACCUCUAAUUAAAAAACUAGUGAGAAUCGGUAGUCGUCUUUUUCCAUCUGUUGCCUAUGCAAAUGUAUCAACACCAACAUAUCCAUGUGGAGCACUUGGUUUUCUUGUUUGCAGUCUGAAUGAAAAUGCAAAAUUAACAGAACCAAAUAAUAUAAAACUUGCAAAUGAACUUAAUACAAAAUAUUAUACAGCAGAUAUUCAUCGUGCCUGUUUUGCUCUGCCUGCAUUUGUUCGCAAAGAACUUGAAGACAUGAAUAAAUGA
This is a messenger RNA of Rotaria socialis, 885 nucleotides long. Lineage: Eukaryota; Metazoa; Rotifera; Eurotatoria; Philodinida; Philodinidae. The record is from the annotation of a GenBank genome assembly.